Molecule: messenger RNA, 1578 nt
Organism: Cucurbita moschata (crookneck pumpkin)
Lineage: Eukaryota; Viridiplantae; Streptophyta; Magnoliopsida; Cucurbitales; Cucurbitaceae
Product: transcription factor TCP14-like
Exons: 1
Coding region: 328-1455 (375 amino acids)
Cellular component (GO): nucleus
Molecular function (GO): DNA-binding transcription factor activity; sequence-specific DNA binding
Source: RefSeq, a predicted model, not a curated record
GUUAGCAGGCUCCAUGGUGUUAUAGUUGGAGGUGUUGCAUCAGCAUGAUUGGCGAGUGUCCUUGUGGGUUGAAUGAUAGAGAAAAAAAGCAGCUCACGUGGUGUCUGAACCAAAGGGGCUGUCCAUUGUCCAACCCUCCAUCAAACCUUCACCGUUUUGUUUUGGUAAAAACACACAUUCAGCUCUCACUCGCAUUUCCCUCAUCAUUUUUUCCACUUUGUUUUUUUAAGGAAAGAAAAAAAAAAAAAAGAAAAAACAUAAAGGCUGACUCACUCAGUCUUUUCCCUUUUUUUUGUUUCUCAAUUCAAAAUCUUUGUACAUGCGAUCAUGGAGGGGGGUGAUGACCUCCACCGCUACCACCACCACCACCACAACCACCACCACCAUCACCGCCCUAACUUCCCGUUUCAAUUACUCGAAAAGAAAGACGACGACGACGCCACCGCCGCCUCUUGCUCAACUUCCCCUUACCCUUCUCUCGCCAUCUCCACCGACCCUACUACAACCGCCGCCGCUGCUGCUGUCGAGCCCUCCAAGAAGCCACCACCGAAAAGAACCUCCACCAAAGACCGCCACACUAAAGUGGAUGGCCGUGGGCGGCGCAUCCGAAUGCCAGCCCUAUGUGCGGCGAGGGUAUUCCAGCUGACACGCGAACUGGGUCACAAGUCCGACGGAGAAACCAUCGAGUGGCUACUCCAACAGGCGGAACCCUCCGUGAUCGCCGCCACGGGAACCGGAACAAUCCCGGCGAACUUCACAUCCCUCAACAUCUCAUUACGUAGCUCUGGCUCCACCAUGUCCGUCCCUUCACAGCUCCGUUCAUCGUCCUAUUACAAUCCAAAUUUCUCCCUCCACCCACCACGCCGCACCCUUUUCCCCGGAUUUGGCCUCUCAUCGGAAACUUCCUCCACCGCCCUCCUCAAUUUCCAGUCCACUAACACCGGCAACUCUCUACUCCAAGCCAAACCCGAACUCCGAGACACCACCACUUCAUUAGACCUCUCCGACGCGGUGGAGGACAUCAGCAUAGGACGGAAGAGACGGCCAUCGUCGGAGCAGGAGUUCAGUACAGGCGCGAUUCCGGCGAGCGGAGGUCAGGUACCGGCGAAUUUAUGGAUGCUUGCGAAUACAAAUAACCAAGGGAUGGGGGUUGACCCCAUAUGGACUUUUCCGUCGGUGAAUAACAGCGGUUUGUAUAGAGGGACGAUGUCAAGUGGGUUGCAUUUCAUGAACUUUCCGGGUCCGGUCACGUUGGUUCCGGGUCAGCAACUCGGGUCGAGCGCCAGCGGUGGGAGUAAUAGUUCUAGUGAGGCCCACUUCAAUAUACUUGCUGGCCUGAAUCCUUAUCGGUCGCUGUCAAGCAGCGGCGUAAUGGAAGCGCAGGGAAGUGGAUCGCAGUCUCAUCACGGCGGCGGCGGAGAUGACCGGCACGACACAACCAGUCACCACUCGUAAUGGAACGGUAACGGAAAACGGUAGAUCCCCGCUCUAUCCACAUGUGUGGUCGUUUGAUGUGUGGAAACACACGUGAGGUUUGAUUUUCCAUUGAGAAAAAAAAUAAAAAAAUAAAAAAAUAAU